This is a messenger RNA of Symphalangus syndactylus (siamang), 593 nucleotides long. It is a transcript of the gene THSD8, whose product is annotated as thrombospondin type 1 domain containing 8. The record is from RefSeq and is a predicted model, not a curated record. Lineage: Eukaryota; Metazoa; Chordata; Mammalia; Primates; Hylobatidae.
ACCACUGCACCGGCCCGCGGGGGUAAUGCGGCCGCCGCAGACUCCGCGCACGACUCCGCCUGGGAGCGCGCUAUGGGCCGUUGGAGUCUGGCAUGGCCCAGACCCCGGCGGCGCUGCUGCUGGCGCCUCUGCUACUCCUGCAACUGGCGACCCCUACCCAGGUCUACCAGGACUAUCAGUACUUAGGGCAGCAGGGCGAAGGUGACACCUGGGAGCAGCUGAGGCUGCAGCAUCUAAAGGAAGUCGAGGACUCAAUCCUUGGCCCGUGGGGAAAGUGGCGGUGUUUCUGUGACCUGGGCAAGCAGGAGCGCAGCCGCGAAGUAGUGGGCACAGCGCCGGGCCCGGUUUUCAUGGACCCGGAGAACCUGAUCCAGUUACGGCCCUGCCGGCAACGGGACUGUCCAUCCUGCAAGCCCUUCGACUGCGACUGGAGUCUCUGAGCCCGGGCGGGGCCCCAGAGACCGUGAAGCAGAGCUUGCAAAGUGACCCUGUCCACCGAAUUCCGCAAGCUGAGUGUUCGGCCAUAGCCCUUCGGGACUACAAUUCCCAGGAGGGCGCACGGCAGCGACGUCGGCGUCGGCUGCGUAAGCGCC